This is a messenger RNA of Prinia subflava (tawny-flanked prinia), 1289 nucleotides long. It is a transcript of the gene ACBD6, whose product is annotated as acyl-CoA binding domain containing 6. The coding region runs from base 46 to 873 and encodes 275 amino acids. Gene Ontology annotation, molecular function: protein binding; fatty-acyl-CoA binding. Lineage: Eukaryota; Metazoa; Chordata; Aves; Passeriformes; Cisticolidae. The transcript is spliced from 8 exons. The record is from RefSeq and is a predicted model, not a curated record.
CGGGGGAGCGUGUUGUGGGGCGGACCGGGGCGGGCGCGGGCCGCCAUGGCGUCGCCCCCGCUGUCGGCGGCGGGCGGGAGCGGCGGCGAGCUCAGCUCGGGCUCCGAGGCGGCGGCCACGGGCGCCGCGCCGCCGGGCCGGGACCUGCCCGCGCUCUUCGAGCAGGCGGCCGAGCGGCUCCCCUCGCUGCUGUCCGUCGCCAGCAAGGAGCAGCUGCUCUACCUGUACGCCCGCUACAAGCAGGUGAAACUUGGAACCUGUAACACCCCCAAGCCAAGCUUCUUUGAUUUUGAGGGAAAGCAGAAAUGGGAAGCUUGGAAAGCCCUGGGAGAUACCAGCCCUCACCAAGCCAUGCAGGAGUACAUCGCUGCAGUGAAAAAACUCGACCCCAGUUGGAAUCCGCAGACAACAGAGAAGAGGGGAAAGGAGAGCAAAACUGGAUUUGGAGGCCCAGUCAUCAGCUCAUUAUAUCAAGAAGAAGAAAUAAUCAGGGAAGAGGACAAGAACAUUUUUGAUUACUGCAGAGAAAACAACAUUGACUAUGUAACCAAAGCCAUUCAAUCAAAAAAAGUGGAUGUGAACAUCACAGAUGAGGAGGGCCGGGCUCUGCUCCACUGGGCAUGUGACAGAGGACACAAGGAGCUGGUUUCAGUCCUGCUACAGAACGCUGCUGACGUGAACAUCCAGGAUGGGGAAGGCCAGACUGCACUCCAUUAUGCUGCCACCUGCGAGUUUCUGGACAUCGUGGAGCUGCUGCUGCAGUCGGGAGCUGACCCCAGGCUGCGGGACCAGGACGGCUGCCUGCCCGAGGAGGUGACGGACUCCAAAGCCAUCACCCGGGCUCUGCAGCAGCACGGCACCGGCGAGCCCUGACCCGGGGGACAGAGCUGCUCUGCAACAACGCCCCUUCCCCCUCCCCAAACACCUCGGGGCUUCAGGGCACCUUUUAAAGCACAGGGUCUGGCUGGGCUCUGCAGCACCAGGGCCAAGCGCAUGCCCUGAGCAGGAUGGCUUCAGAGUGUGGCGUGCUCUGACGUUUAUCAGUAUUUGAGGGGGGAGGGAGAGGGGAGAGGGCCUGGAGGAGGCCCCAAGUGUUAUUUUAAUGUAUCAAACGCGAGUACUGUAUGGGCUGUCUCACCAGAGCAGCGUGGGCUGACCAGUCGGCUCCUCCGUGGGGAUGCGGGGCCAGGUGAAAUGCUCAUCUCCCAUUCAGGUUGAAUUUUGGUUCGUUUUUUUAUUUUUUUCCCUGGGUCCAAACAAACAAUAUAAAUAAAAGCACAGUGUUGGGA